Molecule: messenger RNA, 1455 nt
Organism: Calidris pugnax (ruff)
Lineage: Eukaryota; Metazoa; Chordata; Aves; Charadriiformes; Scolopacidae
Gene: CCND3
Product: cyclin D3
Exons: 4
Coding region: 382-1017 (211 amino acids)
Biological process (GO): positive regulation of G1/S transition of mitotic cell cycle; mitotic cell cycle phase transition; regulation of cyclin-dependent protein serine/threonine kinase activity
Cellular component (GO): cyclin-dependent protein kinase holoenzyme complex; nucleus; cytoplasm
Molecular function (GO): cyclin-dependent protein serine/threonine kinase regulator activity
Source: RefSeq, a predicted model, not a curated record
GGACAUUAAAUAGGAGACAAAUAAUGCAAUUUUGGUCUUAACUUAUUUGUGCACUUUUUAUAGCUACAUACAAGCUCUGCAGGGUUCCACAGAGAGGUGAAGUCCUAAGGCAUUGGUCAGACUGGUGUAAUCCCACUGAAGUCAUAGGCUUAACACCUGUAGCUAAUUUACUCCUUAGCACCGAGUUGCCUUCAAAGCCCUGAAGAUAAGUGUGAAAACCCCAUCAUGACCAGAAGCUUUGAAGCUGUGCUGCAGGCAGGAUCGGGGGAGUCCUGUGCUGAUUAAAACUUCCUUUUAUUUUUUUUUUUUAUUAUUUUUGUGAUUGGGUUUUGUCAGGUGUGCGAGGAGCAGAAGUGCGAAGAAGAGGUCUUCCCCUUGGCCAUGAAUUACGUGGAUCGUUACCUGUCCUCAGUCCCGGUGAGGAAGAAUCACUUGCAGCUUCUGGGGGCAGUCUGCAUGCUCCUGGCUUCCAAGCUGAGAGAAACCAUGCCCCUGACCGUGGAGAAACUCUGCAUUUACACGGACAACUCCAUCACCCCUCAGCAGCUCCUGGAUUGGGAACUUCUAGUCCUGGAGAAGCUAAAGUGGGACCUGGUCUCAGUGAUAGCAAAUGAUUUCUUGGCUCCCAUCCUCCAUCACCUCCCGCUGCCCCAGGACAAGGUGGAGCUGGUGAAGAAACACGCACAGACCUUUAUCGCCCUGUGUGCCACAGACUACACCUUUGCCAUGUACCCCCCCUCCAUGAUCGCGACGGGCAGCAUCGGGGCGGCGAUCCACGGCCUGACGGUCUCCGUGAACAAUUUCACUGGCGAGGCCAUCACUGAGCUGCUGGCCAGCAUCACGGGCACAGAGGUGGACUGCCUGAAGGCCUGUCAGGAGCAGAUCGAGGCAGCUUUAGCCGAGAGCCUGAAACAAGCAUCCCAAAGCCAACAGGAGUUGAGCACCGCCAAGACUGCUGCGUACCCCGCCAGCCAGCCCACCAGCACCCCCACAGACGUCACGGACAUCAACCUGUGACCGGCCUCCCCUCCCCGAGAGCCCCCCCGCCAUGGCAGGACAUCGCCCUGGACACCGGGAACGGCGCUGCAUCCCCUUCCUCCUCCUCCUCAUCUUCAGCCUCCCCCCCCCUCCUCUCCAUCCCAGGAUUUGUUCCGCUCGCUGGGAGCGCGGAGCAGGCCGCGGGCUGGGAGCGGGCAGCCGGGGUGCAGCGACCGUUCUGGUGGUGGCAGGGCAGGAGAAUGGCUGGGGGAGGGAGAGCAGGACCCAAAAUGAAGUUGUCAAAACGUUUCUCAGUUGGUGUCACAGGGUUGGCUGCUGAUCGCCCCCCGCCCUCCCCAGGGGGGUGUUGUCCGAAAUGACUUCCAGCCCCACGAGGGCCACCAAUCAUGGAUAACGAGCCUCUGACCCUCACCUGUGACCAAAACCCUCAUAAUCCCCCCCAAACUCCCUCCCCAG